GAGGAUGGAUACUCCACAGUACAUGUCAUUUGACCUUUGAAAACAAUAACCAGCUCUGUGAAGAUACAAGUGGUUCUUCAAUUAUUUUACUUAGUACUUCACAGUAUACUUAAUUUGGUUAAUAUGGUAAAUUAGAAUGAGAGUAAUCUCUUCUCACCGUCUUUCUAUAUCAACCUUCCGCCACUUCUCUUCUCAUGCGGCGGCGCGUGUAGACCACCUGCCACAAUCCAUUCACGCGCCCACAAAUUCUCCUAGUCACUUACAUACCAAGAAACCCGAACUUUUAAUUUCAUUAAUCAAAUCAACUUCUACAAAGUCCCAUUUACUACAAAUCCAUGCCCAUCUCAUCCACAGCUCUCUUUUUCAAGAUCCAAAUUUUUUUUCAGCUUUCUUAUUUCGUAUUGCUCUCUCACCAUUACAUGAUUCAACUUAUGCUUGUCGGGUGUUUUCAAGAUUUAGAAAACCCAAUGUUUUCCAGUAUAACAUUAUGAUUAGAGCUUAUGGAAUGAGUGAUUCACCUGGAAAUGGUUUUAAGUUAUAUCAAGAAAUGUUAAGGUCUGGUGUGUUGACGAAUUCAUUAACAUCUUCGUUUGUUACAAAUUGUUGUAUAAAGAUUGGGUCUUUAUUUUGUGGGUUACAGAUUCAUGCUCGAAUUUUGAGAUAUGGGCAUCAAUCUGAUGGACGGUUGAUGACUACAUUAAUGGAUUUUUAUUCAAGUAAUGAGAAGUAUAGUGAAGUUUGUAAAGUGUUCGACGAAAUGUCUCAAAGAGAUACAGUAGCUUGGAAUGUGUUGAUUUCUUGCUACAUGCGUGACAGACGAACUAGGGAUGCUUUGGGUGUGUUUGAGAUGAUGCGAAGCUCGUGUGAGUUCCAACCGGAUGAUGUUACUUGUUUGUUGUUACUUCAGGCUUGCGCAAAUUUGAAUGCAUUGGCAUUUGGUGAGGGAGUUCAUAGGUAUUGUGAAGAGCAUGGGUUUGACAAGGCGAUGAAUAUUUGUAAUGCGCUUCUAACUAUGUAUUCGCGGUGUGGUUGCGUUGAAAAGGCUUUUGAGGUGUUUAAGGGAAUGGGUAAGAAAGAUGUAGUGUCGUGGAGUGCGAUGAUAUCGGGGUUGGCAAGCAACGGUUAUGGAAGGGAUGCAAUUGAGGCAUUUCGAGAGAUGCAAAGAGUAGGUGUUUUCCCUGAUGAUCAGACUUUCACCGGGGUUCUUAAUGCUUGCAGUCACUCUGGAUUACUUGAUGAGGGUAGGAUGUUUUUCAAUAGUAUGAGCGAAGAGUUUGGGAUUCCACCAAAUAUUCAUCAUUACGGGUGUGUGGUUGAUCUAAUGGGUCGUGCUGGUCUAGUUAAUGAAGCUUACAACCUUAUAAAUUCGAUGAAGGUCAAACCAGAUGCAACAAUAUGGAGGACGUUAUUAGGAGCUUGUAGAAUUCAUCGCGAAGCUGACCUAGGAGAACAAGUCAUUGAGCAUUUGAUUGAACUUAAAGCACAAGAAGCUGGGGAUUAUGUACUGCUGUUGAAUAUUUAUUCAUCGCUUGGUGAUUGGGAUAAGGUAAUAAACGUGAGAAAAAUGAUGAAGGAAAAGGGAAUCCAAACCAACCCUGCUUGUAGUACUAUUGAGUUCAGAGGGGAAAUACAUGAAUUCGUUGCAAAUGACUUUUCGCAUCCAAGAAAGACUGAAAUUUAUGAGAUGUUGGAAGAGAUCAAUCAGCAAUUAAGGAUAGCAGGAUACGUUGCUGAGGCAAUGUCAGAGUUGCACAAUGUGGGUGUGGAAGAGAAGCAGGUUGCAUUAUCUUAUCACAGUGAGAAAUUGGCUAUUGCUUUUGGAGUUCUAUCAACUCCACCUGGCACGUCUAUAAGAGUUGCAAAAGAUCUCCGAAUUUGUGUUGACUGCCAUAAUUUUGCCAAGAUGUUGUCAGCAGUCUAUAAUCGGGAAGUUGUUAUUAGAGAUCGUAACCGUUUCCAUCAUUUCAGAGAAGGUCGAUGCUCUUGCAAUGACUAUUGGUAAUUGCAAAAUGUUUAAAGGACUCAUAAAGAUUAUCUUUUGGACGGAUGAUGAGAAUGAUGUUGAAUGUCGUAUUGGACAGAACCACACGAUAAUAUCAGUUUCGCAUUAAUCAUGCAUCACGAGAUCUCUCUUACGGGAAAGGAAGAAUCCCAUUGUGCAGAGAAAAACUCUAGUGGCGGAAUUUCCCUGUGGUUAUGGACUGAACUGAACGAGAUUCAAGCUGGGAAAAUUGUUGAAUUUGCCAAAAGGAAAAUGGUGACUGUAAAAGGGUUGCGAUCAAAUGAAUGAUUUCAACCAAAAAAGCAACUUUGAGAAGAAAUUAUGUAACCAAAAUCCCCACAAAGGCAACCACACCACACCGCGCCAAAUCUCGUGUCUUCUAAUCUUAUUGGAGACUUAAGUUCCCUGGAAUUUUAGAUGUGUUGCUUAUGUUAAAAAGCUGAAAUCAGUCCCUCCUAUUAACCAAUGAUGAUUUCUUUUUUCAUAAAUGAAGCAGCAUAUUACUCUACGCA
Molecule: messenger RNA, 2514 nt
Organism: Lycium ferocissimum
Lineage: Eukaryota; Viridiplantae; Streptophyta; Magnoliopsida; Solanales; Solanaceae
Product: pentatricopeptide repeat-containing protein At3g47530
Exons: 1
Coding region: 137-2002 (621 amino acids)
Biological process (GO): RNA modification
Molecular function (GO): zinc ion binding; protein binding; RNA binding
Source: RefSeq, a predicted model, not a curated record